This is a messenger RNA of Plasmodium relictum, 678 nucleotides long. Its product is annotated as fam-h protein. Bases 1 to 678 code for a protein of 225 amino acids. NCBI's taxonomy places the organism in Eukaryota, Apicomplexa, Aconoidasida, Haemosporida, Plasmodiidae. The transcript is spliced from 2 exons. The record is from RefSeq and is a predicted model, not a curated record.
AUGAGCAGUAAAAUUAAUUCAAUCUCGAAUAUUAGUGCAUACCCCGAACCAUAUCCCCACGUUUACAAGGGUUAUAUUACUAUAGAUAUGUCGACUAGAAAAAUAUACAAUAAAAAGGAGAAAAAAUAUAUAUCAUAUUUCCUUAUAAAGUUUUUUUUAUUUACCCUUUUAAUUUGGAUAUUACAAUGUUUUAAUAAUUGGGAUUCUUGUAGAUGGUUGAACUACAAAAAUGAAAAAACAAAUAAAUUAAUUUUAGGAGCUGAAAGAUCAUUAGCAGAAAACAAUGAUAAAGUAAAACAAAGAAAAGAAGAAUUAAAAUGCUCUGCACCACAUGUUAUAGUAAAAACAGACUUAGAACCAAAAUAUGAACAAGUAGAAAUGGGGGAAUAUAUAGACACAGAACAGGGGGACGAAAUAGAAACAAAAAAAGAAAAUAAAGAAGAAACACAUAAUGAAAAAAAAUUAGGAAAGUAUAGUAAUAUUUCAAAAGCAUAUUCUUUAUUCUUUUCUUUUGUUUUGUCUCUAGCUUCAUUUUUAUUAUCUAUAGUAUAUUUAAUUACAAAAAAUGAAGAAAUAUAUUCCGUGAUAUUUAUUUGUGUUAAUUUAUCUAUUAUAAUAUAUUUAAUCUUAUUAACUUUCGAAGAAAUCAAAAAAAGAAAAAAUAAAAGCAAAUUAUGA